CGCGCCCGCUUAUUGCUUUAUGCAUGGUGCCCGAGAUUUCCAACGGGCGCGUUGCUCACUCUUGGAGGCCAUGUUUUGCGUUGUUUUGUUUUCACUUUUGCUUCCCACGUGGUUUCCCGCCAGCUCUGUUGGCUCUGUGUCUUCAUGGGCGUACUGGGCGUACCUUUCGGAUAGCCGGAUUGGAGCUUACAAUCAACUUCAAAAGCGGUGCACCGUUCGCGCUGCUUUUUGGCAUCCCAUGUAGACACUCGGCACUUCGAGAAUGACUGCACAGAUUCGCGAGGCACUCCUGAAGCUUCACGCCUCGGAAAGACCGGACGAGGCACUGACGUUGGUUGAAGAAGUCGACCGUACCUGCCAAGAUCAGGCCUUCUCCGAUAAGGACGAAGGUUACAUAACGACCCUGCUUGUCAGUGAUGAAAAGAGCCUAGUUGCCUACCUGAAAAAAUCCAUCAUCAGCGAACAGCUGAAAGAUGCCAAAGCGAAAGGACUACAGCUCCUCACCAGCUGGUUUGAAAAAGUUCCGUCACACCUCUCCGACCAUGCAGUCGCUGUGAAGGAUGUCAGUACCCAGCUGGCAUUCAGAGACAAGGCAGCGAAGGUGCGGUGUGCCGCUCUGGUCCUGCUAUCCAAGGUCUUGGAAUCUUGUCAGGGCUUGGACAUUAGCGAAAAGCUGGAUAUUCGGGGCCUGCUGGAUAGAUUUUUCAUCCUGCUGUCGCAGCCGUCGAAGAUGACUCCUACAGUGAAGGUCGAAGUGCUGUGCGUCAUGGGCGUCAUCGCCGAACACCACCCGGCUGCGGCUAAUCCGUACAGCGACAAACUCCUUUCCCUGUACCUCGGAGAGUUGAAGAUGCUCAGGAAAUCGGGAGAAGGGAAGGAAAGGACGACUCUAGCCGGCUGCCUUCAAGGCUUGGCUGGUUACCUGCACAGCUUUGGCACUGGGUUUGAUACAGAACCUGACGAUUACUUUCUACUGUUCUCAUUCGUGAAGAAUGCAUUGGUGCCGAACCCUUCAACGACACGUUACGAUGUCCCCAGAGCUGCCCUGAUCUUGCUGUCCAAGCAUGCAGCUCUCUUCGGCCAGCUGCUCUUGGAUGAGUACAAGACUCUGUACAAGCAGAUCGGCUACUGGAGUCACCAUGGCAACCGGGAAAUGAAGGUUCUGGGAGUGGCAGCACUGGAGUCGUUUCUGCGAGAGGUUGCAGCUGCCCUUGCUGACGGAAAAGAGAGGAAGGAUCAUUUGAAUAUAUUCGAAUACUUCAUCCAGGAGUUUCAGCAGACUCUGAAGUCGGAGACCAACACGUACAACCUUGCUGCAGCCCUGAAGGGAUACGGUCUCCUAGCUUUGCCGUGCAAGCAGUACCUAAAGGAGAGUGAUGUCCUUUUCAUGCUGAACGACGUUCUGUUGCGAUCGGAGCAUGUGUUUCAGAGCAUAAGCAGCCCUGCUGUGCUAGAAGACAGCUUGCCCUUGCUGACCAGUUUCCAAGAGGCCACGGCCAGCAUCUUACGUUGUGCCACGGAGGUGCCAGAAAGCCAGCUGCUGUUGGUGGAGAAGUUGGCGGUGCUGCAGAUUGAGAACUUCCCGCUGGUGGCUGAAGGCUUGCGGAGUCGCUACGCCAAGUCCCUCCUCUUUCUUCUCCUCGCCGUCCACCCUCUGUCGCCAACUUCACUGUCGCAGAUCGUUUAUCAGGGACUUGCGAGAACUUGCUCUCACUCAAUAGUGGCCGACGUUGAGGCGAGCGAAGAGGACGACGACGGCUUCUCCAGCAAGUUUCAGAGGAUCACGUACCGUCGCUACAGCCUUUUGUGGAGCUACCUUUUGGAAGCGGUGAACGUUCAGGAGCUGAACACGAUGCAAAUCACGGCGGAUGCGCGAAGCACCUUUGUGUGCAACGUCUAUGACGCCCUGCUCAACGCUAUUCUUUCCAUGGUGUCGAAGCUGAACCUGUCGGUCAAGCACUCGAACGCUGAAAGUGAAACUGGCACCAACAUGUCCGACCCGACGUGUGGCGUCGACGCGGAGUGCCCGAAGGACUUCAACAUCUUCAUCAACUUGAUCGACUUUUUCAGGGACACCUUCUUGUGGAAGCACACUGAAUACUUUACGAAGUGGGCCUUCAUCUUGAUUAAGAAGUUUGUGGAAUAUUCCACUCGCUGCCCUCUGGUCAGUGGGUUCUAUAAGGCACUGGCCGUAUGCUUUCAGAUCUGCGAAAAGUCGUCGUACUUUGAGAGUGGCUCAAGUGAAUCCGCUACCUGCCUCUGCCUGGUGUCCAGCUUUGUCCAGGAAACCAUGGGUCGUCUGCAGCAGUUCAAGGACGACCUGCUGGCCUCGUGCCUGGAGUUGGUGCUCCGUGCUCCGAGCCCCGCCGCUCAGGAGCAGAUCAUCAUGCGUGUGCCUGCUCUUAAGAUGGCCUUGCAACAGGGUCUGAGUUUCCUUCCACUGGCCAAGUCCACGCUGGACACACUGCAGCGAUGGGAAAAGCAGCUUCCAGCAGAUAUGGCGGAUGAUUGCCUCCGGAAGGUCCUGCCAGGGCUGUGCCCUUACCUCUCGCUUGGCACACGAUCAGGGUUGUUCACAGACCCGUCUGCGGACAUAAAGCUUCCUAGGCCUCGGGCUACGCACAAGAUCCCAUUGAAGAUGCUGUUCAAGAAGAAAAGAGAGCAGGAAAAGCUCCAAGAAACCGAGCUUGAGGCACUACGGCGCAAGAUCCUUGACUUCUUGGGAAGCCUCGACGGCGAGCGGCGGGCAUUCCUUAUGGCCGACUUGGAGAAGGAGACACUGGCUGCUGCUCUGACGUGGGACCCCGAGACGAGAGAACACCUGCUCUUUGCUGUGCCGUUUCCGGACGCCAAGAUCGACAUUGCUUUUGAUGGCUUCCUGCCACGUGUGGUCGAGCUGGCCCGCUUUGCUGGCAACCGCCAGACCAAGGUUGCCGCCUGCGAGCUGCUCCACGCCUUGGUACUCUACGCGGUGGGCACGGGUGUUCAGAACACAGAGAGAAGAGCCAAGUGUCCAAUGGUUCACCUCUAUAAGCACCUGUUUCCCGAGCUGCUUCACUUAUCCUGUGACACCGAUCAGGUUACUCAGAAUCUGUUCAAGCCCCUGACAUUGCAGCUGAUGCACUGGUUUAGCAGCAAGUCGACUCGAGGUAGUCAAGAAAGUGCAGCCAUCGUUGAAUGCCUCUGGGACACGGUCACACAGUCGCAGGAGACAACGGUGCGUGACUUUGCCGCGCAGUGCCUGAAGGAAUUCGUGGCAUGGAGCAUCAAGCAGUCUUCUUCAAAAGAGCUGGAGAAGAGUCCGACCAACGUGCAGUCAGUGCUGAGGCGUCUGUGCAGCUACUGCCGCCACCCCAGCGCAUCGAAGCGCCUAGGAGCAGCCCUCGUGUUCAACAACAUUUACUCGCUGGUCAGGGAGGAGGAGUCUUUGGUGGAUGUGUUCAUCUUGGAGACCCUGGCUUACUUCGUCGACAGUUUGAAACUUGCUCAUGCCGAUGAAAAAACUGUUGGCACAAGACAACUUUGUUGCCGAGCGCUGGACAAGCUGCUGCGGAUCAUCAGCUCCAAAAGCAGCCUGCUGAGCAACACGAAGAGCAAGCGGCGGUGGCCAUUUGACAUCGAAAAGAGGUCAGUCACACUGUCCAUGGCCGUGGAGUGGCUGCUCUUUCAGACGAGCUGCCCGCAGUCAGACUGCCGACACAAGUCCAUGGAGCUGGUCUGGGCUCUCGUUCCAAAGCUUCCAGGAGCUCCAACCCACAAAAGCUACAUGGCCCACCUGCUCAAGACCAAUGGAAACUCAUUUUUUCUCGAAAGGUUCGAGACCGGUCUCUCCACAGUGAGUGGCACUUGGACCACUUCGACAGGCAUUCGCAAGUUCUGUGACCACUUACUGGGCCUUCUCGAAUGCUACACUUGGAUCUUAGAGCAGAGGCUGCUGGAGCCCAAGCUGCUGUUUCAAGUUCCAGGCAAGCCUAGUGCCAUUUUUCCACUUGUCACCAAGUUCCUGGAGAAGCUGGCCUUGUGCAAAAACUUCCAGGAGGUUCUCAGCAGUGAAGAGGCUGCUUCCCUGCCGUGCACGCCAGCAGGAACAUCAGCACUUAACGUGGUGAAGUGUUCUCUGACCGUGAGGCUCUUCAACUUCAUGACCGUCUGGAUGAAGACCUGCCCGUCUUCCGUGUCUUCCGUGCCGGACGUGUUUUGGAAAACUGAGGUGUUUUGGAAGUGCUGCGUCGUUUGUGUGCUGCGGCCUUCCGAGGCCGGCUUCGACCUUGCCGACCUUGAAGUCGCCAGCCGACUACCGCACGAGAUGCUGGGGUUCUUGGAGCAGGUGAAGGCCACCUUUCCGGACCUCCUGUCCUCCAGUUUCUCCUCGGCGCUCGACGACUUUCUGUCGACGCAUCCCGACUGUACGCUCGAGAAAGUCCUGGAGCUGAAUCUGAGCGAGCUCGAUCGUCCCUCCGAGUCGCUGGACCUCUCGCAGGCCAACUCCGAGACCAUGGAGGAAGAAGCCACGGAGCCAAGGCAGAACGACAUCCUGAGGCUCACGGGGCUCGCCUCCGGCUACCGGCUGUUGGCCGAACUGAAGAUUGUGAAGGCGGUGGAACCGAAAAGCGCAAUGGCCCCCGUCCACGCCGUGGCCGAGUUUUUCACAAAGCGGGCGGUGUCGCCAACACCCCUUUUUAAGGAGCUCUGUGUGCACCUCUUGGAGCUGGCCGCCUCGCUUGGAGUCAGCGAAAGCAGCAUUCUCAAAAGCCUGAAACCCACCAAGGCUUGGAAUGUCAUGGGUGACGUACUGUGCCGGCAUUUCAUACGGAACAUAGACACAUUUGUGCCAGCGGCCCUGAAGUUGACCGAUAGUGCCACAGCUCUUAUGACUCAAGUUCUGAACUAUGUCCUUCAAGACAAGACACUGAUUUCACUGGUCGGUUCGACGUUGUCAUCCGAAGUCAUGAAGCACUGGACCUUGGUCGCUCCUUUAUUCGACGAAGACUCUCCGCAGACGGUCGUCAACUCCGCAGUUGGUUUGGAAAAGCUCGUGCAGCUGAGCCCCGAAAUUGCGAGUCCAAAGAGCCGCCACUUCGAAACCCUGUUUGCAGUUUUUCUAAAGCUGUUGGAACGACCAAAAGCCACUCUUAUUGACAAGGUCCUUGCACUGGGCUUACUUCCAGCAUUUCUAAAUGAUGCACAUCAAGAAACCUGCGACAAGCUCAGAGAUGCCUUGGAGAACAUGGUGCUGCAGCAUUUUCCUAUGGAGGUGUCAAAGCUGCUUCCUGGUGCCUCUGAAUUGCUGUCCUACACGAAGGCAAUGCGCAAGCUGCUGGCUGUCCUUGAGACCACUGGGAGCACCAUGCUGCUGGAGCUUCUCCUCCGUGUGCUUCACCGGGAGGACAAGAACCAUUUCCUCGAGCGUGAAGUGCUGCUCUCCCUGCGUCGUACCAUGCCGGGGUGUUCUGAGGCGAAGCAGCUGCAGCUACUCAACACGGCCUACAAGUGCGCCGCCACUCUACGCGGCCUCCCGACGCCAGCCAGACUCUCGAUCGCGUCCAAGCUUCUGCCUCAACUCCUGAAGCACAGUUCCAAGUCUUCAUUACGACAGUUCUUCGCCGAGAACAUCGUCGCCAUUGUGGACACAGUCGGAUCGAAGAUACGAUCGGGUUCCGAGUGGCAGUUGGCAAGCAAGAUCGUGGCCCUCUCCUGUCUCGAAGUCCUCUACUCUUGCUUGCACAAGGACGACGUCUCCGGAAAACAGUCUGCCAUCAACAACGCCUUCUGCCGUGCCCGGGAAGUCACCACUGUGGUUGGAAACGAGCUCACCAAGGAAGUCACCAAGCACACAAACAUGCUCAAGAAAGAAAGGGGUGAGCUAGGCGGUGAAGAGGGGAAUGCGUACCUGUGGCGCCACCUACGAUGUGCAGCGUACAACGUCAUCGCCGCUGUGGUCUCAUGCACGCAAGUCGAGGCACAGUUCUACGAUGUCUUUCUCUUCCAAGAAAAGCCCGAGAAGGGAGAGUUCGUUUGGAACAACAUCACCAACGAGAAGAGGACAUACAAAUUCCCGCUGGAACUGGACGCCCCAUUUCGAAGGAACCGUCAGGUUGUGGGUGUGACGGAAGAGGCUCCGGAAGAGGGCAGCAGGCGUGAAUCUUCCAAAAGGCGCAGUCUUUCGUGGUCUCUUCUAGGGAGCAGCCUCGCCAAGGAAGCUAGCCAGUACAGCCUUUCGGCGAGUGGACUGGCAUUCUGGGACAUCAGUGAGCCGAGCAAAUCCACAGAUCCCGGUGCCGAAAAAGCGUCCACGGUAGACGCGCCAAAGUUCCGCAAGCUGAAAGUCGUUGAUCUCGAGGACGACGAACUCAACCGUCACGAUUGCAUGGCGAUGGUCUGCUCAGUCAUAGAGCACAUGGCCAGCAUUGGAAUCAUCUGCAAGACCGUUGAGGAAGCGAAAGCCAGUCCAGUGCCCAAGUGGCUGAGCACCAUUAUGGGGGCGAUCACUGCAGACCAUACCAAGCCAAAUGCGCUUCUUUUUCUCUGUAGAGUCAUCGUCAAUUGCGCUGAGGUUCUCAAGGUGUACGUGCAUCACCUCCUGCCAGUCAUACUUGACAUCCUGGCACAAAAGAAACUUGGCUCCGAACUGGACGCAUUCGUUAUCGACCUCGUUGUGACGGCACUGACUUGGACUGCUAAUCUGGACACCAAAGACCUCGAGGGCCUGGGAGUCAGCCAACAGGCACAGUUGGUGCUGGAAUUCCUGGUCACUCACUGCGGACACCAGAGAAGCGACAUCCAGAACACUCAGUUGGAGCUGGUGAAUGCGUGGGUUGGGACCUGGAAGGAGCAGCUCCGGUUUCCCGGAGACAUCAUUCUGCAGCUUUGUGAAGCCAUUUCAUUGGAUGGCAAAGACGCGAGAGGCAUAUUUCUCUUUGGAAUUUUCGUCAAGAAUGACCUCGUCGAGUUUCUUGAAAUCCAGGACUACGCCCUUGAGAGAAUCCUGGACCGUCUUCCGAAACUUCUGGCUGGCAAGCACCGAUCGUUGUACACAACUGUGGCCGAUGCCGUGGGUCUCACGUUUUGCAAGAUGAACGAAAGCGCCGGCAUCGACAACAACUUUCUCAACUCGGUCGAGUCUAACCUUGCUGCCAUUUUGAAGAUGGGCCAGCGCGACCAGUAUGUGUUGAUCUUGCACCGCAUCUGUCGUCUCUACGAGCCGUUUGCAAAAAGCUUUACAGAAACAAUGAUGCUACAGCUGCCGCGAGCUCUGGCCAGCUUCAAGGUAGCCAUCCUGGAGGUCAUCUCCAUGGCCUGCACCGAACUGGACAAGCCUGUCCAGAAGUUGGAGGGACUCGGUUUCAUCGAGAUGCUCGCCCACGGCGACGACGGAAUACAGAAAGUGGCACUCGAGAUCUGCGUCAAGCUCACCACAGUCGCCACCGAACAAGACUGGCACGUGCUGCUACCCAUCGUCUGCAAACUGCAGGUCCACGCCAACGUCACGUGCAGGAAGCUGGUGUACGACGUCUGCAUGCGUCUCUACACGAAGUACAGGUCCAGUGAGAGGAGGGGGGCAGAUUUGAUGAAACAGGCAAGGCGCGUGCUGCUGCUGGGCCUGGGCGAUGCAGAUUUGCCAUUGAGGUUGUCAGUAGCAAACUUCUGGUGCCAAGAAACGCAAUUGCCCCGUGCCACCACGGAGCGCCUCAUCGCCCUCCUAGGCGACAUGUACCUGCCCGAAUUGGAAGAACAGUUUCUGUCGUCGUCCACGUUUCUGCUGCUGGAGCUCACUUCGCGCAGUCCCGACUACGAUCGGAAGGUCUUCCAGCAUCCCCUCUCAGACUGCACCUUCGUGGACUACGCAGUGACGGGGUCCUGGCGAAGGCGGCACGCUGCGAUGACGCCCCUGUUUGCGGAGACCCUGUCGUUUAGCCAGACGCAGUCAGCAACAACGUCCACACAAUCUACCACCGCAGACGGCGACGCAUCCCAAAAGCUGAGGGCCACGCAGGCAACACUGCAGUUCACGCAGACGCUGCAGACGGGAGCUUCUGGGGAGUCGAGCACUUACAAUUGGCUCACACAAAGCACCCACGAGCCUACCCUCCCUGUUGAAGAGAGGAAGCAGCCGCGAUCUGCGACAAUCUUGCAACUCGCUCCCGACAAAGCGGCAAGCCCUAAGCACGGAGGCUCUACUACCGAGAAAGUUGACAGCCUACGGUACCUCAGGAAGAGGUUCUUGCGAGACGACGACCAGAUCCGGCUUCAGCACAUGCGCAGGGAAGUUCGUCGUAAUGAAACUCGAAGGAAACUCAGGACAGAGCAGCGAGCUCGUCGAGAAGCAGAGGUGACCCUGUACCGACGCUACCGCAUGGGCGACUUUCCGGACAUCCAGAUCACGCAUGCGGCCUUGAUCGCUCCCAUGCAAGCUUUGGCUCAGCAAGACCAGCAAGUCGCCCAGAUGCUGCUUGCCGGCGUCGUCACGUCCGUGCUGCGCGAGUCGAAGCGAGAAGGGUCCCCGUUCUCCAAGCAGCAGGACGAGCUGUGCCGAGGGAUGCGAGGUGCGCUGGCAGGCAUCCUAGAAGGGAGCAUGCGAUGCUUUCCUCCACUUGUGGCCUUUGUGCAGGAAGUAGCCUUCCAAAGCGCUUCGGAUCUGGAGCUUCCAGUGGCUGCCAUCUCUAGAGCAUCUAUAGCCAGUGGCCAUCAAAGCCUCGGAAUUCUUCUCUUGGAAGAAAUGAAUCAUGCCAGCAGCCUGUCAGAAACGACCAAGGCACCGCCGGCCAAACGAUCGAAGAAAGAGGAUCAUCCGGAAGAGGAAAUGUGGAUGCAGCUGGCUGAGUUGUACAAGUCUCUUGGAGACUACGACGCUGUGCGUGCGUCGCUGGCUCUCUGCGGAGACGUCGGGCCAGAAGCGAAGAAGGCCCUGGAGAAGGAAGCCCAAGGAGAUUACCAGCAGGCCAGGGACAUUUAUCGACAGCUUGCUGAGAGCAGACCUCGUGGUGUGGACGGCUUCACUUGGGACGAUGCCAUACUUCAGUGCUGCUGCCUUCUGGGUGAAUGGAGAGAACUCCAGAACGAAGUCGACGCGAGGCUAGAACAAUGCAGCCCUUCGACAUUGGAGGGCCUCUGGGACGGAGGGUAUCGGCAGGAGCAUUACUUGCCAGUUUAUGUAAAAGCCCGUGUCAAGAGCAUUCUCAGUGAAGACGGCGAUCAGCAAGACUUCCCGAGCGUCAUCCGGGAGUGGAUGGAGAAUUCGAGCAGGAAUCGCUUUCUUGAGGCAAAAUGUUGCCAGGAACUUGUUCUUCUGAGCCUGUCACAGAAGGACACUUGCCGUGCCGACUAUUACGUCAAGUGCCUUACAGAACAGUUUCUGGAGGAUUGGAGCAGCCUGAGCGUCCUGACACCGGCUCUUAUCGAAGGCAAGCUGGAAUGCCUGCUCCCGCUCACCGACCUCACUUUGUACCUGAAGCACCGCAAGCGUGCAGAUAAUGCAGAUGAUUUGGUAUCAAGCUUGCAUUCUCGACUUCCCAGUAACGCAGACUCUGUGCUCCUCUGGAAUGAGAUUGUUGCCAACAGGUGCUUCCUCGUGAAAUCACUCGGCCAUCCCGUACCCAAGGAGAAAGCACUGCUUCUGAAUGCCUUCGCCAACGCCAUGCUCCAGCAGGAGAACGUGCCGACUGCGCUCAGGGCCGUUGUCGAAAUUGAACAGAUGAGGCUUUCGGGGCAGCUCGGCGACUGGGCGGAUUGGCGUUACGUGGAAACGUACUGUGCCAUGCUCAGGAGGGCCUCGGAGAAUGAGCCCCUGCCCAAGCAGAUAGCUGCGUACAUGCGCAUGCUUGAGAAAGUUGAUGCAGCCGCUGAUGACACGGCGGUCGACAUCGUGCACACCGUGAAGUACAAGAUGCUGAAGGGGCAGCUGAUGUCUGGACUCUCGAAGGUCUUGAGGGCUGGCGGACAGAUGACAGCUGACCAGAAAGCAGUACUGAAACUCUCUGGCAAUAAGAAGCAGCCUGUUACGGCGCAGUCAAUCUGUGAUGAAGCGCUGCAUCAACAUCUCGCCGCCAUCGCCGUGGAAGAGGCAUCGCCGGAGCUGAAAGCCGACGCGCACCUGCACCUGGCCAUUUUCUGCAGCAGCGUCUUGCAGGCGGAGGAAAGCGGCGAACCAAAUCUGAAGCGGCAGGACGAGUGCCCGCAAAUUCUGGUGGACGCCGUGCUGACGGCCAUGCGCCUCGGUCACGGCCAAGCGCCAGACAUGUUUCCCCAGCUCCUGCUGCUGCUACAGAGCUAUCCAUCCUGCGGGAAGGCCUUCACCAGUGAGUGUUCCAAGGUGCCUUGCUGGAUGUUCCUACGUUGGAUCAACCAGAUUCUCGCCCUCCUCGACAAGGAAGUGGGGCCCUUCCUCUUCGACGUAGUUGACAGUGUGGCUCGUCACUACCCCAAUGCCUUGAUUUAUCCUUUCCGUGUGAGCUCCAGCGCUUACACGUUCGAGUGUCCGAAGACGAAGAAAGCCUGUCAGAAUUUUGUAGGCCGCCUACAGCAAGCCAUGGACAAGGUUCCGCUCGUCAACGACUUCAUCAAGGCUUUGGAACUGCUACAGUUUCCCGAGAUUGCAUUCAAGGACUGGUACGAGUCGGUGAAGGACGCCCUGAACGAAAAGCAAGGCCCCGCCUCGAUCAAGGAGCUGUUCAAGAAGAUCGUCUCACAGCUCCUGGUGUGCAGCCGCGAUUCCUCAAGCCGUUCCUCGUGGAGUCGUGUCUAUCAGCGCUUUUCCGAGAAAAUGAAAGAAAAGGUGAUAGACGCCUUUGGUACUCAAGGCGAGAAGCUCGCAGCCAUGACACCAAAGAAAUUCCAAGAGCAGUACAACAGGCUCAUGAGCGGCUACAAACCCAGCGACGUUCCAAAGGCACUCAAGGACAUCUCCCCAUGGCUCAGCCACUUCAGCUCGCUCAAUCAGGAGCACAGCUUGGAAAUCCCAGGCCAGUACACGGGAAAAGGGAGGCCAAUGCCUGAGUACCACGUAAAAAUAUUUGGAUUUGAUGAAAGUAUCAGGGUGCUGCAGUCCAAGCAGCGUCCCUGCCGCAUCACCAUCCGCGGGGACGACGAGAAGGAGUACCGGUUCCUGGUGAAGACCGGUGAGGACCUGCGGCAGGACGACCGCAUCGAGCAGAUCUUCAAGGUCAUGAACGACCUGCUCCGCAAGGACCCCGUGUGCCGGAGCAAGCACCUGCAGCUCAUCACUUACAGCGUGGUUCCACUGACGCACAGGGUUGGACUAAUUCAGUGGCUGGACGACACAAUGGUGAUGGAAGAGUUCCUCAGGCAAGGGCUCACAACCGAAGAGCAGGACGACAUAAAUAAAGUUCCAAGCAGCUACAAGCUUCACAGUGUCGACGAUUACAUGAAGGCCUACGAGACACAGUCCUGUUCGAAGGCAGCCACGUCUCGCUACUUGAGCUGCCUGCGGCCAGCAAGCAAGCUGGCUCUACGGAAAGCACUGCUUGGCCUCAGUUCGUGCCCGGAAGCCUUCUUCGCCCUGCGCUCCCGUUUCAUCAGUUCGCACGCGACCAUCAGCAUUGCUCAGUGGGUGCUGGGCAUCGGGGACCGCCACCUUGGCAACUUCCUGGUCGGCACCAAGACGGGGCUCGAGAUUGGCAUCGACUUUGGCUACGCCUUCGGCGUCGCCACGCAGUUCCUGCCCGUGCCCGAGCUGAUGCCCUUCCGACUGACCCCCAUGUACAUGGCGCUGGUCGAACCCUUCGAGAAGGGAGGCACCAUGGCCUGCUCCAUGCAUUACACUCUGCAGGCCUUGCGCAGCGGCUCCCGGUCCCUGCUCGACAUGAUGGACGUGUUUGUGCAAGAGCCCACCAUCGACUGGCUGAGGUUCGCGAAAAGGCAGAGUCAGCUGGACAAGGAACACAAAGGUGAGAAGAGUGCCAAGUCCACUGAUCAAUUGGACUGGUAUCCACGACAGAAAGUGGACAUCGUGCGCCAAAAGCUGGAAGGAUAUCAUCCAAGCUAUAUCCUGCGUGAUGAAUUGAAACUCGGCAAGGGUAACAACUCUUACUUUGCCCACAUGGAAGCCAUCUGCCUUGGUGCCAGCGGGCCCCACGGCGCGAUCAGGCACCAGUUUUCCGACACGGACAAGCUCACGCCUCAGCAGCAGGUGGAAUGUCUCAUAGAGCAAGCUACUGACCCGGCAAUCCUAGGACUGACAUGGAAGGGCUGGCAGCCGUGGCGGUAGCAACGUGCAUUUGUUAACUACAAUUGUUUGUUACAUAAUUAAGCCACAGCACCGCGUUUCUGCUCAUUAACUAUGAUUUUUUGUUGUAUAAUAAUUUAAGUGUGCGCAUACGCGAUCACAUCAUGUUGGAGUUUAUCAUCGCAGCGAGACACUUUAUGUACAGACCCAGAAGAUGCAUUCCAUCAGUACUAUUAAGAGAUGUUGCACAUGCGCGGCACUCUUCACUUUGCUAAUAAAUAUUGGAAACUGAAGAUAAUGGCAUGGUGUUC
This is a messenger RNA of Rhipicephalus sanguineus (brown dog tick), 12492 nucleotides long. RefSeq names its product DNA-dependent protein kinase catalytic subunit. The record is from RefSeq and is a predicted model, not a curated record. Gene Ontology annotation, cellular component: nucleus. Gene Ontology annotation, biological process: telomere maintenance; double-strand break repair via nonhomologous end joining. NCBI's taxonomy places the organism in Eukaryota, Metazoa, Arthropoda, Arachnida, Ixodida, Ixodidae. Gene Ontology annotation, molecular function: protein binding; DNA-dependent protein kinase activity.